AUGAGGGCUGGGCUGGUGGUGCUCUUGGUGCUGGCCAUGGCUCCCGGGGCUCAGGCCCUGUGGCUGGGAAGACUGAACCCCAAGCAGCUCCUCGGGCCCUGGUACAUCCUCGCUGUGGCCUCUCGAGAGAGGGGCUUUGCAGAGGAAAAGAUCACAAGGAAUAUUGAAGGGGUGGUGGUGAGCCUGACCCCAGAGAACAGGCUGAGGAUGCUGGCUUCACGGAGCGGGUUGGAGGGCUGCAGGCUGACCUCUGUGGAGCUGUUCAAGCAAGGCUCAGGCUGGGUGUUUGAGAACCCAGCACUGGGGGUGCUGGAGUAUCGCCUGCUGAGUACCGACUUCAAGGGCUACGCCAUUGUCUUCACGCAGCUGGAGCUGAGGGAUGAAGCCUUCAACACGGUGGAGCUGUACAGUCGGACCCAGGUGGCCAGCCCCAAAGCCAAGCACCUCUUCUCUAAGUGGACCAGAGACCUGGGCUAUUUGACCCAUCAGCAGUCCCAGCUGCAGGAGGACUUCACCUGUGCACACAAGAUCCUGCAAGUGGGCCGCUCUCAGACACCAUCCUGGGGCCUGGAAGGACGUCCCAUGGCCAGUGUGUGA
Messenger RNA from Elephantulus edwardii (Cape elephant shrew), 597 nucleotides. RefSeq names its product lipocalin 6 (gene LCN6). The record is from RefSeq and is a predicted model, not a curated record. Lineage: Eukaryota; Metazoa; Chordata; Mammalia; Macroscelidea; Macroscelididae. Gene Ontology annotation, molecular function: small molecule binding. Bases 1 to 597 code for a protein of 198 amino acids. The transcript is spliced from 6 exons.